Messenger RNA from Paramecium octaurelia, 362 nucleotides. NCBI's taxonomy places the organism in Eukaryota, Ciliophora, Oligohymenophorea, Peniculida, Parameciidae. The record is from the annotation of a GenBank genome assembly.
AUGGAAGUCAAAUAUCGUCCACCACUUAAUGAUGUGUAAUAUUAAUAUCCUAACAACUUAGAAAUGAAUGCAAUUGGUUGGAGAAAAACUUUGUCUCUUGCCUCAAAGAAAAGAGUGUGAAAGAUGACCUUCCAAAAAGAGUAUGCAAAGUGGAAAAUGUAUGAAUUAAAUUUAUUUAAGAUUCUUUGGUUCUUUUUGGAAUGCCCUGAAAGAUCAUCCCCUUAUGAGAAUGCUGAAUCACUUAGAAAGAUUUAUAUCAAAUAGAAAUUGGCUGAUCUCAAUCCGACAGUUCCUGAACCAAGAAAAAGAAAAUGAAAUGCAUUAUCAUUAUAAUAAAUAUAAUAAUAAAAAUUAUUCUUAAG